AGGAUUCUAAUCGGAACCGGAAGUGAGAGCCGGAAGCAAUACUUGUUCAUUUCAAAUGCUUCUGAAUUGGUCUGCACUGCGACGAGGCGAUCCGCGUGCGUCUGUGAACUUUUCUUUUCCAUGUUAGACUGAUGUUCACAAGAUGUUCGGUGCCUGGUGCCCAGUCCAUAAAGGUGCAAACAUCCUCUGCCUUAGAAGAGUCUGCAGCAAUAUAAAUCCUGUUGUCACUGAUUAAGAAAAGCAAAGCAAAGGAAUCCGGAUCCCAGAUCACCUCAGCGAGAAAGGCGCCGACAGCUAUGAUGAGGUGCGGGCGCGUGAGGCUGGAUUUGCAGGCAUUGCGAGGGGAAGCUUGGGCUGCUCUCACGACAAAGGUGAAAAGGAACCAGCCUUUGCGGGAUGGUGGGAGAAGCCGACUCAGCUUCCAGGCUAGAGUUUCAAAGACGUGUAGUGGUCACCCGAGGGAGCACAAACGGCAACACCGGCAAGGGACGCUGUGCCCGGGAAAGCACGCGACUGCCUUGCCUGAGAUCAUUUUCCAGGGCUUAAACAACAGGCUGUUUUCUAGCUCCGCAAGGGACGGAGAUGACAGCGAUGAACCAGUAGGACAGGGUAGGUCUGCUGCAGCUCCACGAGAAUCCGGCAGGCUGCUUGGGAACCGUAGGAGACGUGCAUGGGAAAGCUCGCUUUCUCCCUUGGAAAGGGUGAGCCGACUGGUACACGAGGAGUUUCUUUCUCCGGAGGUCCCAGCCCUGGGAAGUGCAGAGGCCAAGGAAGCCAAGCAGCAGGAAAAAGAAGCCUGUGUAACAGAAGACAGAGCCUCUCAUUCCGCCAGAUUCCCUCCCCAGGCAGAAUCCCAGCCGGGUCAGGGCUCGUUGUCUGAGAAACUCCGGGAUGCGCCUUCCAAGAACGUUCCCUUCCAGGUAGGGGAUCUGAUUCUAGCAGAAACCCGCCGAAGACGCGACACAGAUUUUAAAAAGCUGUGUAAACUCACCGCUGCCGGUGUGCUGAAUACCAGCUGGGGGGUGGUUAAGUUUGCUGAGAUCAUAGGAAAGUUCCCAGGGCAGAUGUUCCGGACGCUUGUGGGUCACACGUUCCUAAUCAGGAGGCCGGCGUUGGAAGAAUAUGUGUUGCUGAUGAAGAGAGGACCUACCAUCUCCUAUCCCAAGGAUAUUAAUGCAAUGCUACUUUUAAUGGAUAUCAGCCAAGGAGACACAGUGCUGGAAGUUGGUUCUGGGUCUGGCGGCAUGAGUUUAUUUCUAUCAAGAGCAGUUGGUCCCCAAGGACAUGUUAUAAGUUAUGAAAUCAGGAAAGACCACUACAAAGUGGUGAAAAAGAAUUAUCAGAGCUGGUGUGAUGCAUGGAAAAUAAGUCAUAAUGUAGAGUGGCCAGAUAAUGUAGAUUUCAUUAAUGAGGACAUUUUAACAGCACGUGAGGAUUUGAAAACUGUAACAUUUGAUGCAAUUGCUUUGGAUAUGGUCCUCCCCCAGAAUGCUUUGUCUGUGGUCAUCCCAAAUCUUAAACAGGGAGGUGUUUGUGCAGUAUACCUUGCAAAUAUCACUCAGGUUAUUGAUCUGAUGGAAGCCAUCCGGACCAGCAACUUAACCCUUUUUUGUGAAAGGAUAGUUGAGGUGACACACAGAGAUUGGUUAGUACUCCCGGCUAUGUGGAGAAAUGGCUGCAUUUUCCAAAAUAUGGAAUCCAAGCAGAAUACGGAUGGUGAAUCAGCUUGCCAUCAUGAAAAUGAGGAGGAUCCUGCUGAACACAGCAAAGAUGAUGCAGCUUUCGUUUCUGACAGAACAAAACCACCAUAUAUUGCUAGACCUUACCACUGGCAAAUUGGUCACACAGCCUUUCUUGUCAAGCUGCGGAAAUUUAACCCAGCAUAUCCAAACACUACUUCACUAUGUUAAAGACUGCACUUCACCAGAAUUAAAACUGUAGAUAGAACUGAUUUAUUCUGACAAGAUUUUUGAUACUGUUUGUUUCAGCAAAAUAUAAAACUUAAAAGAGUAAUAAACAUAAAGCAAAUAUUUUGAAAUGUA
Messenger RNA from Rhineura floridana, 2042 nucleotides. RefSeq names its product tRNA methyltransferase 61B (gene TRMT61B). The record is from RefSeq and is a predicted model, not a curated record. Gene Ontology annotation, biological process: tRNA methylation. Lineage: Eukaryota; Metazoa; Chordata; Lepidosauria; Squamata; Rhineuridae. The transcript has 7 exons. Gene Ontology annotation, cellular component: tRNA (m1A) methyltransferase complex. Bases 297 to 1910 code for a protein of 537 amino acids.